AUGGCGAUCCCUGAGCAAGCAGCACUGACAGGAGCCGUGGUUGCGCUCUAUGAAGGGCAGGCUGAACCGCGCUCCAAGCUGAUCCAGUGGAAGGUCCAGCGCCUGUUUGGGUUGACCUUUACCGUGGCGCAUGUGCGUCAAGUGGCUCGACAAACUCCAGGGCUGGAGUUGGAGCCUCCAGAUGCCAAGAGGAACAAGUUUUGUGUUCUUCUGGCAGAUGAGCCGGCGGGCUUCCCAGGGUUUCAAGAUAUUCAGACGCUGGACCUCUCACAAGAAGAAAUGGACUCUCUCAGCGAGCUGCUGCUGUCUGGGGGAUGGCCUUUGGCUGCGGCUGCUGAUCAUCAGGCCUUUGAAAUUGCCUCAUGGCUGUGCGCCAGCAGGCCGUACUUUUUUGGUCAAAUGCUGGCCUUUGUGCGCAUUGCACACUCUAAGAGCCUUCUAGGACUAAAGAAUGGUCGAUUGGUAGCCUACAUGGAUUCGGAGGACUACGUUCGUAAGUGCAACCUGGAGAGGCGAUUGCCCACAGGUGUGCAGAUCGGAGAGCGCUACGUCGCCAGCGAUUGUGUUCUCCGUGAUUGCUUGCGGAUGCUGGCCAUGGAUGCCGGCGGUCUUCUGUGGGUGUGCGACAUCAAGCGCCUCUUCCGCGAGCGGUUUUGGGCAGAGCUGAGUGAAACUGCUUUUGGCUGCGCAUCUCUCUCAGAGCUUCUGCAGCUUCCUAGCCUGCAGUCUGACUUCUUCUUCGAGCAGGCCGAGAGCACUGGAUCCGGGUACAUCGGCCUUCAGCGUGGCUUGCAGAAGAAGCGCGGCAACCUCCGAACGCUUCAGGCUGGGAUGCAGACUUUCGCUGGUGUCGAGGGUGAACCGUUGAGCAUCACAACACAAAGGACAAUCCUUGAGGUGGCCCCAUCAGUGGGUGUCACCACUCCAGCAAAAGUCGCCCCUGCUGGCAAACAGAAUCAGAUUGAGAAGAAUCAGUUUGGUGCGGGCAGAGGUGUCUCGACAUCAAUCACUAUCACUCAGAAUGCAGGCACCAUCAGCAGCGACAAGAGCCCUGCUGGGCUCUUGAAAGGCAAAGAGAAUGAGAAUGCCCAGAGUGUUCCAGGCACCAGCAGAGGUGUGCCAGAUCGGCCAACAAAGGUCUUGGCAGCCCCGUCAUCUUCUGCUGAGACUGCAGGCACCAUCAGCAGCGACAAGAGCCCUGCUGGUUUCUUGAAAGGCAAAGAGAAUGAGAAUGCCCAGAGUGUUCCAGUCACCAGCAGAGGCGUGCCAGAUCGGCCAACAAAGGUCUUGGCAGCCCCAUCAUCUUCUGCGAAGACUGCAGGCACCAUCAGCAGCGACAAGAGCCCUGCUGGUUUCUUGAAAGGCAAAGAGAAUGAGAAUGCCCAGAGUGUUCCAGGCACCAGCAGAGGUGUACCAGAUCGGCCAACAAAGGUCUUGGCAGCCCCGUCAUCUUCUGCUGAGACUGCAGGCACCAUCAGCAGCGACAAGAGCCCUGCUGGUUUCUUCAAAGGCAAAGAGAAUGAGAAUGCCCAGAGUGUUCCAGGCACCAGCAGAGGUGUGCCAGCUCAGCGAAGAAAGGUCUUGGCGUCUAUCUUCAAGGAUGCAAGCACCAACAGCAACGAGAACAGCCUGCAGAGGAGGACAUGUGAGGAUCAGAAGAACGAGUCCCUGGCAGAGGAUGCUUGGCUUCACUUCCAGUCAGCACCAUCUCCCUUGCCUCCUUGGUGCGCUGUUCGCCGUACAUUCAUCGAGUGUGAAGCUGCCGAGGCAUCUCCGCAGCUUGCACGCCCGCAUUCGCAGCCUCCUUGCUCGCUCAACUUUGACUCAGAUGCAGAGGUCGUCUACGUUGAUCUGUAG
Messenger RNA from Effrenium voratum, 1857 nucleotides. Lineage: Eukaryota; Dinophyceae; Suessiales; Symbiodiniaceae. The record is from the annotation of a GenBank genome assembly.